This is a messenger RNA of Thunnus maccoyii (southern bluefin tuna), 660 nucleotides long. RefSeq names its product hemoglobin subunit alpha. Gene Ontology annotation, biological process: hydrogen peroxide catabolic process; oxygen transport. Gene Ontology annotation, cellular component: haptoglobin-hemoglobin complex; hemoglobin complex; blood microparticle. The transcript is spliced from 3 exons. Bases 134 to 568 code for a protein of 144 amino acids. Lineage: Eukaryota; Metazoa; Chordata; Actinopteri; Scombriformes; Scombridae. The record is from RefSeq and is a predicted model, not a curated record. Gene Ontology annotation, molecular function: heme binding; oxygen binding; oxygen carrier activity.
GGUCCCACCUGCGUCAGUGGACGCGGCGUGGCAUAUGUCCACGUGGGUGUGACUCUUCGGCCAACUGAAUUUAAGGAGAUCCCCCCAAACAAAUUGGAGUUCAUCGGAUUCAGGUAGAGAGAACCAAGUCAACAUGACAACACUGAGUGACAAAGACAAGUCCACCGUCAAGGCGCUGUGGGGAAAAAUCUCCAAGUCAGCGGACGCCAUCGGUGCUGAAGCUCUGGGCAGGAUGCUCGCCGUCUACCCGCAAACCAAGACCUACUUCUCCCACUGGCCUGACAUGAGCCCCGGCUCUGGCCCCGUGAAGGCCCACGGAAAGAAGGUGAUGGGUGGAGUCGCUCUGGCUGUGACCAAGAUCGAUGACCUGACUACCGGUCUCGGCGAUCUCAGCGAGCUGCACGCCUUCAAGAUGAGGGUUGACCCUUCCAACUUCAAGAUCCUGUCUCACUGCAUUCUGGUGGUGGUCGCCAAAAUGUUCCCCAAGGAAUUCACCCCGGAUGCCCACGUCUCCUUGGAUAAAUUCCUGGCCUCCGUGGCCCUGGCUCUCGCAGAGAGAUACCGCUAAACUGCCCGCAAUGGGAAUGCGGUCUGCCAUACACGAUUCACCAUGUUAACUCAUGGUGAAAAAUGAAAUAAUAAACUGCAUGCCGCACAGCA